Messenger RNA from Penaeus vannamei (Pacific white shrimp), 1197 nucleotides. NCBI's taxonomy places the organism in Eukaryota, Metazoa, Arthropoda, Malacostraca, Decapoda, Penaeidae. The record is from RefSeq and is a predicted model, not a curated record.
UGCAGAAGGCUAUGACAGUACCAAGUGUGGAAGUCAAGAGCAUGGCCUCUCCGUCGUCAGAGUCUGUCCUUACAAAACGAUAUUCGGAAGCAUAUGAGGAAAACACAGAUGAAGGAGCGGCCUUAGAGAAAAGUCAAGAAGUUGAUGGAGAAGAAGAUGCAGACAUAGUUGAAGAUGUAGAUGGGGCAGAGGCCGCUCACCGUCUCAGGGAACUCGGUCUGUCUCUCCGCAAUUACACUCUUCCGGGAUGCCACUGCGCCAGGCUGGGCAUCGACAUGGGCGACCUCCGGCGCGCGCGGGCGGAGGCCGAGCGGCGCCCGGAGAGGUUCCCGCGCUGGUUCCUCGAGCGCUUCUCCUUCGCCGGCGAGUCCACCUGCUCGGACUUCGCCACGCAGCGAGGGGGGCGCCAGAGGGUCCUGUCCUUCUGCUACUUCGCCUACAGGGGGACUCUGCCCGGGAGCAAAGAGCAGCGGAAAUACAUGAGCUUUGCCUACAUGAACGCCAAAGACAUCAAGAGAAUCUACCCCGGCUGGCUGAUGAGGAUCUACCACAGCGUCACCGCCGAGGACCUGCAUGGCACCGAGGAGCUGUGCCGCAUCUACUGCGACCACCCGCAUGUCGACCUCUGCCUGGCGCAUGACCUGCCCGGCGUCGGAAAUUUGUCGAGAAGAGGCGUGUAUGGCAGGCUCUGGCGUUACACUCCCAUGGGAGACCCAACUGUUGCAGCAUUUCAUUGUCGGGACAUUGACAGUUACGUUCUGGAGAGAGACGCAGCGGCCGUGAGGGAGUGGCUGGAGUCGGGCAAGACCUACCAUGCCAUCCACGACCAUCCAGGCAAUAUAGCUGUGCUUAUGGGAGGUCUCUGGGGCGGACUCAAUAAGGACCUGCAGCUCAUGAGGCGCCUGAGGGACACCAUGUUCAACAGAACGGCGAUCGUCAGGAAGUCACUCGACCAAAAGCUUCUCAGGGCGAUAGUUUGGCCGGAGAUUAAGCACGACCUCCUAGACCACGCGAGUUACCCCUGCCAGCACCCUGAGCUCGGCCCGACGGCGCCCCUUCCGACCCGCAGAGUAGGACGCGAGUACUGUGGCCUCAGCGCCUUCAACCCCAAUCUGUCGCUGCCUAUUCUCCAGACCGACUGCCCUGUGGAGUGCCGCCCGAAGGAGCACUUGGAUUGGAUAAAGUGCUGAGACUGAA